Penicillium brevicompactum is the source of this 330-nucleotide messenger RNA. RefSeq names its product U6 snRNA-associated Sm-like protein LSm4. Gene Ontology annotation, molecular function: U6 snRNA binding. The transcript has 2 exons. Gene Ontology annotation, biological process: nuclear-transcribed mRNA catabolic process; mRNA splicing, via spliceosome; spliceosomal snRNP assembly. NCBI's taxonomy places the organism in Eukaryota, Fungi, Ascomycota, Eurotiomycetes, Eurotiales, Aspergillaceae. The record is from RefSeq and is a predicted model, not a curated record. Gene Ontology annotation, cellular component: P-body; U6 snRNP; spliceosomal tri-snRNP complex. The coding region runs from base 1 to 330 and encodes 109 amino acids.
AUGCUGGUGGAACUUAAGAAUGGCGAAACACUGAACGGUCACCUCGUGACCUGCGACAACUUCAUGAACCUGAUCCUGCGCGAAGUAGUGCAGACAAGUCCCGAGGGCGACCGCUUCUUCAAAUUACCCGAAGUCUACAUCCGCGGCAACAACGCCCAGAUCAAAUACCUGCGCGUGCCCGAAGAGAUCGUCGAAAUUGUCAGGGAGCAGCAACAGAACCAACCACAAGGCCGUCGUGGCGGUCGAGACGGAGACCGUGGUCGUGGCCGUGGUGGUCGCGGCGGUCGCGGUGGACGUGGUGGACGGGGACGAGGCGGUAACCAAGCAUGA